CCACUUCGAGAUAUACGAAAAGGGGUGAUCAAAGCCCUCGGGAAGCAGCAUGGUCCGGCCAGCGUUCGGCUUUGCCAGUUUGGCUCUUACAGCCAGCUCAGCGGGAGCUGCCUCUAACUACAACAUCGUCGAUGUGUUUGACUCCACCAACUUCUCCAACGUGUUCACCUCCUUCACUCAGCCAGACCCAACACACGGUUUCGUCAAAUACGUCGAUGCUGCCACGGCCAGCCGCGACGGCCUAGCAGGCUUCGCGCAGGGCGGUGUCUACCUCGGCGUCGACUACACCAACAUCACCACCACCGGGCGCCCUUCAGUCCGCGUCACGUCCAGAACGUCCUACACCAAGGGACUCUUCAUCGCAGACAUUGCCCACAUGCCCGCCGGCGCAGGAGGAUCCGGCUCCCAGAUCUCCAACUCGGUCACGCUCCACACCGGCCCGGGCUGUUCCGUGACCAACGCAGGCUCACUCCCCGGGACCAAGCUCUCCCCCAACUGCCAAGGCAACGAGGGCUGCACCCAGCACAACCCCGGCGUCUCCAACAACUACGGCGCCGGCUUCAACGCCGCAGGCGGCGGCGUCUACGCACUCGAGUGGACAGACGCCUCUAUCAAGGUCUGGUUCUUUUCGCGGGGCAGCCCUCUCGCCACUCAACUCUCCUCCACCACCACCAACAAUAACAACUCCCCCCCAUCACCAAACCCAUCCACCUUCGGCACACCCCUAGCUGCCUUCGUCGGCAGCCCGUCAAGCUGCCCCCUCGCCAAGCACUUUGCCAACCACAACCUCGUCUUAAACACGGCCUUUUGCGGCGACUGGGCCGGCAGGGUGUGGGCUGCCGACCAGACGUGCGCGGCGCUGGCCGCCCGAUGCGAGGACUUUGUCGGCGCCCACCCCGAGGCGUUUACCCAGGCGUAUUGGCUGGUUAACACGAUUCGGGUGUAUCAGGUUGCUGGUUCUUCUGGGGUAGAGAUAGCGGCGAGGGAGGAGGAGAGUCAGGGCGGUGCGGCAAGGACGAGCAUGGGGAGGAGGGAUGUUGCUGGGAGGAAAGAAGGGGUUGUUGAGGCGAGGCGGCGGUGGGCUUGAGUUUUCCUCCUAAUCCGUUUCUUCUUUCUGGCGGGGUUUAUGGAGGGAUGGGCUGGUUAUGGGUUUUGCUUUUUUCGGGGUUAUGGAAAGUGGGUUGUUGAGCCGGUAUAGCAGGGUGUGGUGCUUCAGCACGAGGCGUUGGGAGAUUGUAAUGGUCAAUAAAGAGUGGUGAGGCGUGUGGGUUUCUGGCAGUGUGCCCUAUGGAUACCUGAGGAACAUGUGGUUAGCUACUUCACCUAGUGUGUAUUUCUGAGCGUGUAAUGGCCAAGGGCAGGUUUGUUUUCGUUUUAGGUUUCACAUCAACGGGGCCGCGUCGACUUGGAGGCAAAUUUCCUGGCACUGAGCCAGGGCCCUUGCCUAUCGUUAUGCUUAAAGGCAGGAUCAGAACCGCAAAUGUCA
This is a messenger RNA of Parathielavia appendiculata, 1486 nucleotides long. RefSeq names its product glycoside hydrolase family 16 protein. Lineage: Eukaryota; Fungi; Ascomycota; Sordariomycetes; Sordariales; Chaetomiaceae. Gene Ontology annotation, biological process: glucan catabolic process. Bases 50 to 1087 code for a protein of 345 amino acids. The transcript has 2 exons. The record is from RefSeq and is a predicted model, not a curated record.